GAUUUUUUGCCUUAAAGCUUCGUCAGUUUUAAAAGAAGACCGAAAGUAAUUAACGUGCGACGGACUGGCGCAAGUUUGGGUUCGGAUCAGAACUCGCCUUUAAUCUGCUGAGAAGAAGAGAAACUCUUGGCUGUCUCUCAGAAUUAAAAUGCCUCAACUGGACAGAGAAAAGUUGUGCUGCUCGAUCUGUCUGGAUCUGCUGAAGGAUCCGGUGACUCUUCCCUGCGGGCACAGCUACUGCAUGAUCUGCAUUAACAACCAUUGGGAUGGAGAGGAUCAAAGGGGGGUUCACUCUUGUCCCCAGUGCAGGAAAACCUUCAUACCGAGGCCAGUGCUGGGCAAAAACACCAUGUUAGCAGAGUUGGUGGAGGAGCUGAAGAAAACUGAACUCCAAGCUGCUCCUCCUGUUCAUCACAACUAUGCUGGACCUGGAGAUGUGCCCUGUGAUUUCUGCACUGGGAGGAAGCAGAGAGCCACCAAGUCCUGUCUACAGUGUCUGGCCUCCUACUGCGACGAUCAUCUCCAGCCUCACUACGAUUCUCAGGCCUUUCAGAGCCACAAACUGGUUGAAGCCUCAGCAAACCUCCAAGAAAAAAUCUGCUCUCUCCACAACAAAGUGAAGGAAGUUUUCUGCCGCAGUGACAAGCAGUGUAUCUGCUACCUCUGCUCUAUCAGCGAACACAAAGGCCACGACGUCGUGUCACUGGCAGCAGAGCGGGCCGAGAGGCAGAAUGAGCUCGAUCCAUGUCAGCAGAACAUCCAGCAGAGAAUCCAAGACUUGGAGCAAGAUCUGACAGUGCUUCAGAAGCAGGUGGGGGUCAUCAACAUUUCUGCCGAUGAAGCAGCAAGGAAUAGCCAGAUGGUGUUCAGCCAGCUGGCCCAACUCAUCGCGAGACGAAGCUCCGAAGUGCAGCAGCAGAUCAGAAUCCAGCAGGAAACAGAAACGCGUCGGGUCAAAGAGCUCGAGGAGAAGCUACAGAACGAGAUCGCCAAGUUAAAGAAGAAAGACUCGGAGCUGAAGCAGCUUUCAUACACCGAGGACCACCACCGCUUUCUACUCACUUUCUACUCGCUGUCAGCACUCGGCAAAUCUACACACACCGGCGUCAACGUCCCUCCUCUGAGCUUUGAGGAGGUGACGGCGGCGGUAUCGCAGCUCAAAGACAAACUCCAAGACCUUCUGAGUCAGGGCUGGACCCAAGGAGAGGCGCCGCUGAGACCAGCAGAGCUCGAGGGUUCAGGGAAGCAACCGCAUAUAGUCCCAGCACCAACAUCCUUCAUAACAAAAGAAGAAGAAGUCAAAUCAGCAGCCUUCCAACAACCACGUGUGGUUCCACCAGCAGAGCCCAAGAGUUUCUUGAAACAACCCCGUUUUCCACCAGCACCACAUCUAACAGCUUUUCUGGCAACAGCAGCACGCAAAAAUUCAUUGAAACAUGUGGUGCCUCCAGCAGAGCCCACGGCUUUGGCCCCACUACACCCAGCUUUGGUGACGCCGCCGCUACCUUUUGCACCGCCGACAGAGCCCAAGACCAGAAACGAAUUCUUACAGUAUAUGUGUCCAAUCACGCUGGAUCCAAAUACAGUGAGCAAAUGGCUGUCACUGUCUGAGGGGAACAGGAAGGUUACGUACAUGAAGAAGGAGCAGUCGUACCCUGAUCACCCAGAGAGGUUCGACAGCCUUCAGGUCCUCGGCAAAGAAGCUCUGAGUGGACGGUGUUACUGGGAGGUGAAGUGGAGCAAGUUUGUUGCUAUAGCGGUCGCCUACAAGAGCAUCAGCAGAACAGGAAGUGAGAGUGGAUUCGGAUUCAACGACAAGUCGUGGGCGUUGUGGUGUCACAGUAACGAGUUCAGACAUGACAGCACCACCAUGUCCCUACAGGUUCCUCAGUCCAGCAAGAUCGGGGUGUACGUGGAUCAGAGCGCAGGUAUCCUGUCCUUCCACAGCGUCUCCGGCUCCAUGACUCUCCUUGCAAAGGUAGAGACCACCUUCACAGAGCCCCUCCACGUCGGACUCUGGGUUUGUUCGGGAUCUGCCAAGUUGGUUCAGCUGCUGUAGGAUUUCUUUCUGCUUGAACUUCAUUUCUUCUGUCUCUGUCCGUCACUUCAGAAGUCAGCUAACAUUCCAAAGAAGCCAUUUUUCCAAGUUUCAAGCCACUCCGGGAACUGUUUCUGUACGUACUGUCAAGCCAUUUAGAAAUCGUUUGGACAAAGUAAAUUAAAAGGAAAAAAGAGCUCUAAUAAUUCUGAAAACUAAGGAUACUUUAUCUUAUGUGACACCUAAUGGUUAUCUAUUGUUAAUCGAGUAGAAAUAGGGCUGAUCAAAAUGCUUUUGUUUUAUUUUGAUUUGUU
Messenger RNA from Maylandia zebra (zebra mbuna), 2352 nucleotides. The record is from RefSeq and is a predicted model, not a curated record. Lineage: Eukaryota; Metazoa; Chordata; Actinopteri; Cichliformes; Cichlidae.